Molecule: messenger RNA, 2614 nt
Organism: Syngnathoides biaculeatus (alligator pipefish)
Lineage: Eukaryota; Metazoa; Chordata; Actinopteri; Syngnathiformes; Syngnathidae
Gene: vps37d
Product: VPS37D subunit of ESCRT-I
Exons: 4
Coding region: 177-1073 (298 amino acids)
Biological process (GO): protein targeting to vacuole; protein targeting to membrane; ubiquitin-dependent protein catabolic process via the multivesicular body sorting pathway
Cellular component (GO): ESCRT I complex
Source: RefSeq, a predicted model, not a curated record
UCCAUCCGCGCUAACUUUUCUGGGAUGACAUGUUUCGGGUGUCGCGUUCGCAUUCCAACCUGAGUCAACAGCGAGAUGUGAGCCGGCCGCGCGCGGGGGACUUUCUGCCUUCCCAAAAAAAACGCCUUUAGUCACAUUUUGAAAGACUUGGAAAAAAAAAAAGAAUAACCUCCGAGAUGGAGUUUAUGGCUUCCCCUGAUGGGUAUAGGGCUCUCAGCACCGGCGAGCUGAGGGAGCUUUUACAAAGCGACGACAAAAUGGAGCAAAUCAUUCGACUCAAUGAGAAGUUUCAGGAGCUUCAAGUGGAUCGGGAGAUGAUGCUGGCCGCCAAUCGCAGCCUGGCCGAGGACAGCCUGGCCCAGCAGCCCCGCCUCGAUAACGGCAGACUCCAGUUGGCGGAGAAAUAUCGCGAGCUGUCCAACCUGGCAACGAUGUGCUGGGAAAAACAGAGUCAGCUUGGAACUCGAGUCCAGAAGCACACCUUGCAGAGCGCCCAGAACCUCCUGCAAGAAGAGGUGGAACGUGCCGAGGAGAAUUCCGAGGAGCUGCUGGACAAGUUCAUGGAGGGGAACGUGAGCCUGGAGGACUUCUUGGACUCCUUCCACAGCUCCAGGAGGACUUACCACAUCCGGCGAGCGCAGGUAGAGAAGAUGCAGGACUUGAGCAAAAGGCACGCCGGCAAAGUAGGCGGAGACGGCAAGGACACGAUCGGCAAAGUCCCCGAGGAGGGGAAAGCGGAUUCCGAGCGCCACACGGAUCCCUCGCGCCCCAACGGCUACCUGGCGCAGGGGCCCCUCCGGGUCUUCCAGGUACGCUACGGCCUCACGCCGGCCAUCCUGUUGCCGCAUUACCCCAUUUCCCCCUCGGCCUCAGGCCCGGCCCAUCAGGCCAGGACUCCUCCUCCCGAACCCCACCCGCAGGGACACGUCCUCGGGCCAAGCGCGCCCCUCCACCCCGUGGGACUCAGGGUGAUUGGACAGCUGCCCGGGGGCUGGCCGGCUAACGGGCGGCCGGUCCGACUCCAGCAGCUCUACAGGCCCAACCCCCAACAGCCCCAGCCGCCCUUCCGAUAGGUCGGGAAUAGGAAGUAGGCGGGGCAAAAGUUCUCAGCUCGGGGUGUUCCGGGAAAAUGGACUCGACGGCAAGACAGCGCAGCAUCCCUCCCAAGAUGGCCGGAUGUUUUAACUUGGUAGAAAUUUUGAUUUAACAGAAGAAAAUUCUCUCAAGGGCACGGAAGACUAGUGAUUAGCCUGUUUGCCUCACACUCAAAGACAUCCCGGUGUGAAUCUCUGUUCUGCGGGUACUCGAGAUUCCCACCCAAACUUGCAAAGCACGCGUGUUGGAUUAAUUGAAGACUCAAAAUUGUCCUGAGCCGAGAAUGUGAGUAUGGAUGCUUGUUUGUCGCGCGAUCAGUCCAAGGAUGUGCCCCAGUUCUUUCCAACAAACUCAGCCGGGACCUCUUUCGCUUCCAUAAGUAUAAAAAAUGGAUGGAAAAUUCUCAAGUACGUACUUGUGGAUUUCAUCUCCAGUGUCCUUUUUUUUUGUUCUGUGUGUGUGUAUUUAUUUGCGUAAAUCCUGUUUUUUGAAUGGCUGGCUUCACGUUCAGAAUAGUUCUCAGACUGACCGCAGCGCUGGAGGAUUUAAGCGCGACGGGAGGAGACGCCGUCCUCGCUUUGUUGGAAUUAUAAUAAUUCUGUAAUUAUUACGCCCCUAGACCAGCAAGCGAUCAGAGAAUGUUUACGUUUUUUUGACGAACUACUGCAUUGGGGGGGGGGGUGCCUUUCGGCGGCCAGUGCCCAGUCGGAUCCGUCAGCUCUCUUAAUUGUGAGUCGUCGUCGUCUCCUUCUUAUGAGUCCCCGCAGGAGCGAAUGCCGCUGCAGAAGAGUUCCUCGUGUUAUUUUAGACCCUCUUGAAAAUGCCCUCAAAAAUUAAUACUGCACAAAAAAUGCGACCGAGAUACUCAAGCGGUGGAUUCUCACCGUGCUUAACAAGGGAAAUAUUAUUUCAUAUUGUGGCAAAAGACGCUCAAAUCUGCAGACGAUUAAAGGAUCAGGACCAAUAGACCCACACUGUCUAACUUCAAUUUAAUAUCUAAUAUGGUAUUUCCUCAAAUAGUGGCCUCUGCUCUUAAUAGAUGGCGUUCCUCAGUUGACAUGGCUGACUUCAAAAAAAUAUUUUCCAUUGGAAAAGGUGAUGUUUCGUUUCUCUUCUUUUUUUUUCCAAAUUGAUAUCAGUGUAUUUUAAAAAUAUCACCUCAUAUCAUUUGCCUAAUAAUGUAAUUUGCCCAUUGUCAUUUUUAUAUAUUUCUUGCAGUCCCCCACAAAGUGUCAACAAUUAUUAUAUAUAUAUAUAUAUAUAUAUAUUUGUAUAUAUAUAUAUAUAUAUAUAUAUUAUUUUUUUUUAAACUAUAUACAUUGUAAUAUUUUUGAAAGGGUCUUUGAAACAUGAUUAAAAAAGAAGGGUGCAAUUAAAAAAUUGGGUUUUUUAUUAGACAAUCAUAUAAUUGUUAGGACGCAAUCUGCAGUCAUAUUUUUUUAAUCUUUGAAAAGAUGUUUUUUUUUUCCAUUUCUUGAUACAUUUUUAAUAACUUAAAAAUAAAGGUCUUCUAUAAUAA